AUGCAGGCUUUAGAUGCUGUAACCACUCUAAUCAAAAUAGUAGAAGCUGCAGAGCAAGACCUUAUGAAGCCCAAACAUCAUGCUGGAGGAAUAAUGAUGGUGUCGCUGCUCGAAACCAUCGAGUUACUGUCUGCCAAGCUCUGCAUUCUGCAAGCAUUUUUGGAGGAGGAGCUAAAUAUCGAGUAUGAGACGAUAAUGCGGCAGUAUUGCGACCUUGAAGAUGAAGUUGUUAGAAUAUAUGACGAGUAUGAAAUAAGAUCGAAACUGGGACCAAUCUAUUCGAAAGCUAAUAAAUGCGAGCAUCUUCUUGUGACCUUGAGAGUAAUAGUAAGAAAAAUUGAGGAAGUUGAAGAAUUGAUGCUGAAGAUAAAAAAAGAAACUGAUUUAGACCCUGAUGACGAAGUUUGGGAUACCUACCAAAGUGCUUUAGAGCCCGAGAAUGAAGUAAUUGUAGGAUUCCACACUGAAAUAGAGACAAUAGUUAACCGCCUCUGUUAUUUACACUUUAUGAGAUCAGUUUUCACCAUUUUGAGGAAUAGUAACAUUCACAAGUUUCGGAAAUAUGUUGAAAAUCCUGUGCUGAAACUACAAGUUAUCCCACUCGUUGGGGAAGGAGGCAUAGGAAAAACUACAUUAGCCAAAAGAGUCUAUGGACAUUCAACUACUAUUGCUAGCUUUCACAUUCGAGCGUGGGUUGUUUUGACUCAGUUUCCUAACCUCAAAGAGAUUCUCAUUGGUCUAUUACGUUGUAUUUCACCAAUAACAAGUGAAAUCUACACCCUGGACCAUGCUCAAAUAGCUGAGCAAUUAUGCACAAGUUUGAUGGGCAAGAAGUAUUUAAUUUUCCUGGAUGACAUAUGGACCACUGCUGCAUGGGAUGCCAUGAAAGGACAUUUUCCAGAGAAUUUUAAUGGAAGCCGAAUCUUAGUAACUACUCGGUUCAAAGAGGUGUCUGAAUACUUAAGUACGAAUCCCUACCAAGUGAAAUAUCAAAGUGUAGAGAAUCUAUGGGAAUUACUUUCAAGGAAAGUGUUUAGGCAAAGCCGGGUUCAACCCGUGGACAACGGAGACAUGAGGAGCAAACUUCGUAUUGCGAACAGGAUUGUUUAUCGUUGCAGUGGAUUACCACUAGGAGUUGUUGUGAUUGCCGGACUUUUAGCCGCAACAAAAGAGUCCCUACAAAUAUGGAGAGAUGUUGAGGAAAGUUUGGAUGGAGUUGAAAAUGAAAAUAGAAUUUCAAAAAUACUUUCAUUGAGCUACAACUACUUACCUCCUCAUUUGAAACCUUGCUUUCAUUAUUUUGGUGUGUUUCCUGAAGAUAAUGUCAUUCCCGUUAAGAGAUUAAUCAAUUUAUGGGUUGCAGAGAGAUUUUUAAUGCCACAUAAAAAUAUGAGUUUGGAAGAGGUGGCAGAGAGUUACUUGCAUGAUCUCAUUAAUAGAAAUCUAGUUCGAAUUAAUGAGCUAAGUAUUGACGGCAAAGUUAAAUCAUGUAACAUUCAUGAUCGAGUGCACGAGGUUUGUGUGAGAGAAGCAAUUAAUGGGAAUACAUUGUGCAUUACCAAUGACAACCAUGCUCCAAAAGCUAGUCAUUGGUUAAGUUGUCAAACAAGUCAUUGGCCAAUCACUCAAGCGAGUUAUGUGAAUUGCCGUCCUGAUGAAAUCCAUUCUAUUCUCUGGUUUGGUAAAGAUGUAUACCGUUCCAAAUGCAGGUUGGUAUACCCAUGCUUGAAAUUGCUAAGAGUAUUGGAUUUAUCAUUUGUUAAAUGGUCACGAGGCAUGCCUGGUGAAAUAACAUAUUUGGUUCAUUUGAGAUACCUGUCUUUAAGUACCAUUGGUUCUCUUUACGAGCUUCAAUUUCUCAAGCUUAAAAAUUUGCUAACUCUCAUAGUUACUUCGUGGAUGGAAAAAUGUCCUUUGCAACUGCCAUGUGAUAUUUUGGGUUUGCCACAAUUGAGGCAUUUACAUGUUGACAAGAGAUGUUCACAGUAUCUCCCUUGCUUAGUCAAAAAGGAUCUACAAACUCUUUAUUGGUUGAAAGUUGCUAACUCCGAUGAAAAACCAAACUUUAGAAUGGUUCCAAACCUAAUGGAACUUGGGAUUUACAUUGAAGGUCAAUUGGCGCCUAGCCAUCUAGGCAGCCUUGUGUAUUUACAUCUACUUGAGAAGUUGAAGCUUUCCACCAAACCUUAA
Messenger RNA from Ipomoea triloba (trilobed morning glory), 2190 nucleotides. Its product is annotated as putative late blight resistance protein homolog R1C-3. Gene Ontology annotation, molecular function: ADP binding. Gene Ontology annotation, biological process: defense response to other organism. The transcript has 2 exons. Bases 1 to 2190 code for a protein of 729 amino acids. The record is from RefSeq and is a predicted model, not a curated record. NCBI's taxonomy places the organism in Eukaryota, Viridiplantae, Streptophyta, Magnoliopsida, Solanales, Convolvulaceae.